UCACCCAGUGAUACAUCUACUUAACCAGUACCUAACACGCAACAACAACAACAAAUCGCCUUUGCACAUACCCGACGGCGACGAUGAUCGGCGAAAUGGAUGGGAGCAUGGUUGCAGGAUACUUCAGGGGCAAGACCAUCCUCAUCACCGGCUCAACUGGGUUCCUAGGAAAAGUGCUUGUGGAGAAGAUACUGAGGGUUCAGCCUGAUGUGAAGAAGCUCUUCCUCUUGGUCCGGGCCUCCGAUGUCGAAUCGGCAAAGCUUCGGAUUCAAACCGAGGUCACAGGGAGGGAGAUCUUUCAAGUGCUGAAAGAAAAACAUGGCAUGGGAUUCGAUAAUUUCAUCGAAGAAAAGAUCUGUCCUGUGGCAGGAGACAUCGUGUAUGAGAACUUUGGACUAGAUGCUGCCAGCCUGAGAGAAUUGGUUAAGGACGUAGACAUCAUCGUGAACGGAGCUGCAACUACUAAUUUCUCUGAAAGAUACGACGUAGCUUUCGACUCGAAUGUCCUGGGAGCGAAACACGUCUGCGCGUUUGCAAAGAAGUGUACUAAACUGAAGAUGCUGCUUCAUGUUUCAACUGCCUAUGUAGCUGGUGAAAAAGAGGGACUAAUACUAGAGAAGCCAUUCUUGAUGGGCGAGACACUAAGGGAGGGCACACAUUUGGACAUAGAGUCCGAGCUAGAUCUGAUCAAGGAGACCAGGAGUGAACUGAAGGCUAACUGUUCUUCAGAGAAGGCUGAGAGGAGAACCAUGAAGGAGCUUGGCCUCAAGAGGGCUCGGCAGUUUGGGUGGCCAAACACCUAUGUCUUCACCAAGGCAAUGGGGGAGAUGUUGCUGGGGCACCUGCGAGGCGACCUUCCGGUGGUCAUCCUCCGGCCGAGCAUCAUCACCAGCACCCUCAAGGAACCAUUGCCAGGAUGGAUGGAAGGAAUCAGGACAAUCGACUCGGUGGUCAUCGGCUACGCCAAGCAGACCUUGUCAUUCUUCCUAGUGGACCUCGAUUUGAUAAUGGACGUGAUUCCGGGGGACAUGGUGGUGAACGCCAUGAUGGUGGCCAUGGCGGCACACUCGGAGGAGCAAGCCCAGACCAUCUACCACGUGACGUCGUCGCUGCGCAACCCGGCGCCCUACGCGAUUCUCGCCGACACGGGCCACCGGUACUUCUUCGACAACCCGCCGUGCACGGGGAAGAACGGCGAGCCCGCCCGGCUGAAGAAGAUGCGCUUCUUCAGCACGGUCGCCCGGCUGAGCUUGUACAUGACCAUAAAAUACAGGCUUCCUCUCGAGAUGCUUCGGCUUGUGAACAUUUCGCUCUGCGGUGUCUUCUCGCAGCGCUACAACGAGCUCAGCAGGAAAUACAGAUUCGUCAUGCAUCUCAUCGAGCUCUACGCGCCAUACAGCUUGUUCAAAGGCUGUUUUGAUGACAUGAACUCGGAGAGGCUGAGGCUGGCGAUGAAAAAGGAGCAAGAUGACAAUGGGGAAUAUUGCUUUGAUUUUGACCCCAAGUCCAUCGACUGGGAUGACUAUUUCUACAACGUGCACAUCCCCGGUGUGCUCAAGUAUAUGCGUGAUUGAGAUAUGUUAAUUUAUCUGGACAAAUUUCUAGCGCAGUUGCCAGCCUUGAAAAUACUCUGUAUCCAUUUGUUAUGCAACUCUGACGAAAAUGUAUUUUACUCCAUUUGUCAUGCAACUCGGAUCCAUUAAUUCAUCCAUACGUUUGCAAUUGUACUUA
Messenger RNA from Brachypodium distachyon (stiff brome), 1731 nucleotides. Its product is annotated as fatty acyl-CoA reductase 1. Lineage: Eukaryota; Viridiplantae; Streptophyta; Magnoliopsida; Poales; Poaceae. The coding region runs from base 84 to 1574 and encodes 496 amino acids. Gene Ontology annotation, biological process: suberin biosynthetic process; long-chain fatty-acyl-CoA metabolic process. The transcript is spliced from 10 exons. Gene Ontology annotation, cellular component: intracellular membrane-bounded organelle. The record is from RefSeq and is a predicted model, not a curated record. Gene Ontology annotation, molecular function: alcohol-forming very long-chain fatty acyl-CoA reductase (NADP+) activity.